Suncus etruscus (white-toothed pygmy shrew) is the source of this 527-nucleotide messenger RNA. RefSeq names its product N-alpha-acetyltransferase 38, NatC auxiliary subunit (gene NAA38). Gene Ontology annotation, cellular component: NatC complex. The record is from RefSeq and is a predicted model, not a curated record. NCBI's taxonomy places the organism in Eukaryota, Metazoa, Chordata, Mammalia, Eulipotyphla, Soricidae. The coding region runs from base 85 to 465 and encodes 126 amino acids. The transcript is spliced from 3 exons. Gene Ontology annotation, molecular function: RNA binding.
AAGCGCUCGCGAGAUUUCUCCUCAGCGUCUUCCCUGACAGGCUUCCCGCGCUCCUCCCGGGGCCCCGAGGCGAGCUGGGGGCCGAUGGCGGCGGGCUCGGGGCCCGCGCUGCUCCUGCGAGAAGAGAAUGGCUGCUGCAGCCGGCGCCAGAGCACCUCCAGCGCCGGGGACUCGGAGGCGGAGCCCGAGGCCGCCUCCGCCGCGCAGGCGCGCCGGCAGCUCGAGGCGCUGCUCAACAAGACCAUGCGCAUCCGCAUGACCGACGGGCGCACCCUGGUGGGCUGCUUCCUCUGCACCGACCGCGACUGCAACGUCAUCCUGGGCUCGGCCCAGGAGUUCCUCAAGCCCUCUGAUUCCUUCUCCGCUGGGGAGCCCCGAGUGCUGGGCCUGGCCAUGGUCCCUGGACACCACAUCGUCUCCAUCGAAGUGCAGAGAGAGAGCCUGGCGGGGCCUCCUUAUCUCUGACUCACCCACCUCGGAGACGUGUUUCGGCUUCCUUGAAUAAAUAAACUUCGUGUGCGAUCAGA